Dendrobium catenatum is the source of this 1298-nucleotide messenger RNA. Its product is annotated as OTU domain-containing protein DDB_G0284757. Gene Ontology annotation, biological process: protein deubiquitination. The record is from RefSeq and is a predicted model, not a curated record. Gene Ontology annotation, molecular function: cysteine-type deubiquitinase activity. The coding region runs from base 214 to 732 and encodes 172 amino acids. NCBI's taxonomy places the organism in Eukaryota, Viridiplantae, Streptophyta, Magnoliopsida, Asparagales, Orchidaceae. The transcript is spliced from 7 exons.
CAGAUUCUGAAAUAACCCGCGACCGUUGAGGCUUUGCUUCCCUACCUGUUAAGUUCUUGUUUGUUUUGUUGAUAAAGAAAACCAGGUAUGCUUGGCUUGAGGCCUCCCAAAAAGCUGGGUUUCCUUCCAAACGUUUUACAAAUAGCGAGAAUUGCGUCCUCUCUUCGCCCGGUAAAGAAAAUUUGGUAAUUACCAAUGCUUCACUGAGAUAGCAUGUCUGAACGACAAGAAUAUGCUCGUGAAAGCUCCAGCUCAAGUCAGGACCGUGAGCAUGAGAUGACAAUUGCCCAAAUCUUAUCGGAUGAAAAUCACAAAGUCAAUAGAAGCCUUGGGAAGCGUUUAUCUCACUUGAAUUCCAUCAAACUUACUCCUCGAAUUAAUGGAAAAAUACCAGACAUUAAUAAUGCAACUUUGGACCAUGAAAGGCUCUCCGAGAGUUUUAUAAGUUUUUCUAAUUUCUCCCCUCUCAACAAUUAUGCUGAACUUGCCAAGUCUGGUAAUAGGGGAGAUCAUGUCAACACACUGGCAAAGCAAACAGCAGAUCGGUUUGCUGCCAAAAUUUGCUUGCUUACAUCAUUCAAGGAUAACUGUCUUAUUGAAAUUGUUCCCAAGGAAAAAAGUCCUUCUAAAGAGCUCUGGCUGAGCUUCUGGAGCGAAGUGCAUUAUAAUUCCUUAUAUGGAACCGAUGAUUUACCUGGUAGGAUAACCAAGAGAAAGCACUGGCUUUUUUAGUAAGUCCUCAAAGCCUAAAAAGUAAAAGGACCUGUGGUUAUCUUGAAAAAAAAGAAGAAAAUUUUGGAUGCAUAAGAGCUGGAUGAUAACAAAAAUUAUGUCCAAAUGUUUUAUAUAAAUUAUAUCAGGAUGGGUUUCAAAAUCAUUGGAUUUAAUUUGAGAUUAGUGCAAUAUAAAUUUCUUAUAUUAUAUAUCACUAAUCUCAAAACAAAUUCAACUAUUCUAGAUGAAAUCUAGCGAUAUCCAGACAACUUUUUUUUUCCAUUAUAGUUGGAUUCAACCAAAGAUCCAGCUCUACCUUUCCCUCAUGAUCUUUUGGUUCAAAUCUCAUCUAUUUCUUAGUAAAUUUCAUCCUACAGAUUGAGGUGAUUAAAAAAAAACUAUUCAGCUAUGAAAUGGCCUGAUAAAUGUACAUGAUUAAUGUGUACAUUUAUGUAUAUAUUCUGCUAGGAUUUGUGACUUCUUCCCAAGGAAAGAACAAGCAUAGGCAAUUUAGUUUGUUGUAAAGAAUGAUGAAUGGUGUGCAUAAGUGUUUACAAGUAGAGGCUUCUCAACAUUUGCCCUAA